ACGCCUUUCAACACUACGUCGGCCGCACGCGCAUGCAAUUUGCUUGCGUUUAUUUAAAAUUUUAACUAAAAGUUCAAAUGCGUUUUGCACAAAUUGUUGUGGGACCCGCUGGCAGCGGCAAGUCUACAUAUUGCAGCUAUAUGCAACAACAUGCGACGGACAGUAAGAGAAACAUUCAGGUUGUGAAUUUGGAUCCAGCUGCGGAGCACUUUAACUACUCGCCGCUUGCGGACAUACGAGAGCUAAUACAUCUGGAUGAUGCCAUGGAAGAUGAAGAACUACACUACGGACCUAAUGGGGGCUUGAUCUUCUGCUUAGAGUUUCUCAUUGAGAAUCAGGACUGGCUCAAGGCGCAACUGUGCGGUGGCGACGAUGAGCUAAUGCUGGGCGAGCCAGACGAUGAUUAUAUACUGUUCGAUAUGCCGGGCCAAAUAGAGCUGUUCACACAUCUCAAGAUGGGCAAACAGUUGGUGCAGCUGCUAGAAUCCUGGAAUUUCCGCAUUUGCGUAGUCUUCUGUCUUGACUCGCAGUUUAUGGUCGAUGGCGCCAAGUUUAUAUCAGGCACCAUGGCAGCACUUAGCGUCAUGGCGAACAUGGAGCAGCCGCAUGUGAAUGUACUGACCAAAGUGGAUCUGUUGAGCGCAGAAGCGCGCAAGCAGCUGGAGCUAUAUUUGGAGCCAGACACGCACAAUCUUAUGGGGGAGCUGACCAUUGGCACGGGAUUUGGUGAGAAAUACCGAAAGCUCACUGAGGCUAUUGGCUCGCUCAUCGAGGAUUUUAGUUUGGUGCGUUUUUUUCCACUGAAUGUGGACGAUGAGGAGAGUGUUGGUGAUCUUUUGCUGCAGAUAGACAGCAUUAUGCAGUAUGGCGAGGACGCGGAUGUGCAAGUCCGUGAUUUUGAUGAGCCGGAUGAAAACCAAGACCGGGAUCCGGAUAUGUAGGGGUCUUCAAAAGCAAUGUAAAUAAAUUAAAAUAGGUAUAAAUAAAAAUAAAUAACAAUUAAC
Messenger RNA from Drosophila novamexicana, 1004 nucleotides. RefSeq names its product GPN-loop GTPase 3. Bases 78 to 941 code for a protein of 287 amino acids. Lineage: Eukaryota; Metazoa; Arthropoda; Insecta; Diptera; Drosophilidae. Gene Ontology annotation, molecular function: GTPase activity. The transcript has 3 exons. The record is from RefSeq and is a predicted model, not a curated record.